Messenger RNA from Bufo gargarizans (Asiatic toad), 2985 nucleotides. It is a transcript of the gene GOLGA5, whose product is annotated as golgin A5. Gene Ontology annotation, cellular component: Golgi cisterna; Golgi membrane. Bases 261 to 2429 code for a protein of 722 amino acids. Gene Ontology annotation, biological process: retrograde transport, vesicle recycling within Golgi; Golgi organization. The transcript has 14 exons. The record is from RefSeq and is a predicted model, not a curated record. NCBI's taxonomy places the organism in Eukaryota, Metazoa, Chordata, Amphibia, Anura, Bufonidae.
CCGCUCUAGCCGCAGUCUCUGAUGUGAGGCCCAGUCAGGCAGCGCUGAGGGCACCUUGUUUGGGGACUUGACGUGUGUCAGCAGUUCCGGGUCCACGUCUCCGGUGGGGGAUGGAGCUGAAGAAGGGACAGAGACUGUGAGGAGCCGGUGGAAAAAAUCAGUCCUGAGCUAAUACUUCUCACGGCUGAGGAGCUGUUACAGUUGUAUCCAUGAGGUCAUGAUCGAGCAGCCUUGAAGGCAGACGGUUCAUCACUCCUGCCAUGUCUUGGUUCACUGAUCUGGCAGGGAGAGCUGAGGAUCUCUUAAACUUAGUGGAUCAAGGAGCAUCAACUGUAUUAAGCAAGAGCAAGGAUGGCAUUUCCACGAUGGAGAGCCCCACAGACUAUUACCCCGAGAAAUCGCAAGAGAAAAGUCAGAGUUACGGAAAGUCCACCUUCAUCUCCUCAGCGGCUGAUAACAUAAAGCAUCAGAAGGCCACGAUCUUAGCCGGUACAGCCAAUGUCAAAGCUGCCACCAGGACGAGCACAGAAUCUCACAGCACUUCAGCCAAUGCGUCGUCCCAGCGGUUGGCCAGCCAGUUUGUAAGACGCAGGAAAUCGGAGCCGGAUGACGAACAGUUGUUUGAUUUCCUCAACAGCUCAGACAAGGCGCACAAUGGUGUCCUGGAGUCUAAAAGAGAGAGUAACAAGGAGACGGCGCCCAUCAGUCAUUCUGGAAGAGAAAAUCCACAAAGUGUUGAGCCAGCCGAAACCACACACCCUAAGAUCCAAGGUGAUCUCAACAAGUCACAGUCUGUACAAAGUGCUGAAGAAGACACAGAGCGUCAGACACAGCAGACCACAGAGGCGUCAGAACCAACCCCCAGUCCUGGCCAGACUAAUGGAGAUCAGAAGUCCCAAGAACUGUCCAACCUUCGCUUGGAGAACCAGCUGCUGAGGAGCGAAGUCCAAUCUCUGAACCAGGAGAUGGCGGGAUUGAUCCAGCGCUCCAAGGACAUGCAAGAAGAGCUGAAUGAAGCCCGGGCACGGUUAGAGAAGUGGAAUGGGGAUAAUUCCAAAAUAGAUCGCACCGCCAGAGAGCUCCGCGCCCAGGUAGACGAUCUGACAGAGGCUAUCGCUGCAAAAGACUCCCAACUUGCAGUGCUUAAGGUCCGAUUGCAGGAAGCUGACCAGUUACUGAGCAGUCGCACAGAGACUUUAGAGAAGCUGCAGAAUGAGAAAUCGAGGAUUGUGCAGGACCACAAUGAAGGUAGCAGCCUCCACAGCCAGGCCUUGCAGACUGUUCAGGAGAGACUUCGGGAAGCAGAGUCUACUUUGAAAAGGGAACAAGAUGGUUUCAAACAGAUGCAAAAUGAAUUUGCGACUCGCUUGAAUAAGAUGGAAGCUGAGCGCCAGAACCUGGCUGAAUCGCUCAUUGCUGCAGAAAAGAAGCACAUGGAGGAGAAGAGGAGGGGCGACGAUCUGCAGCAGCAGCUGAAGACUGCAAAAGCUGCAGUGGAGACUGUGAAGCAGGAAAUGGUGGAUUACAAACAAAAGGCGACACGUAUCCUACAGUCCAAAGAAAAACUAAUUAACAGUCUGAAGGAAGGUUCUGGCAUUGAAGGAUUAGAUAGUCACACAGCCAGUAGCAUGGAGCUGGAGGAGUUAAAACACGAGAGAGACAUGCAGAGAGAAGAGAUCCAAAAACUCUUGGCACAGAUACAGCAACUGAAAACGGAACUACAGGAUGUGGAGAGUCAGCAGGUGAGUGAAGCCGAGUCGGCCCGAGAGCAGCUUUUGGACCUUCAGGAGCAGACUGCAGAACAGAGAAGAGCUAAGCAGGAACUAGAGGCAGAACUUGAGCGCCAGAAACAGGAAUUGCAGUAUACUCAAGAGGAUCUAUACAGGACAAAGAAUACUUUGCAAGCAAGGAUCAGAGACCGGGAAGAUGAAAUCCAAAAACUCAGGAAUCAGCUCACCAACAAGGCGUUAAGCAGCAGCAGCCAGAACGAGCUGGAGAACCGGCUCCACCAGCUGACUGAGACCCUAAUCCAAAAACAGACCAUGCUAGAGAGUUUGAGCACGGAGAAGAACUCGCUGGUUUAUCAGCUGGAGAGGCUGGAGCAUCAGCUGAAGAACGUGCAGGGGAGCAGCGGGAGCGUCUCCACCAUUAACAUGGCUACUGUAGACAAUGGGGAUGGAGCUCGUCUGAGAAAUGUCCCAGUUCUGUUCAGUGAUGCGGACACAAAUGUUGCCGGCAUGUACGGAAGGGUCCGAAAGGCUGCAAGCACUAUUGACAAAUUCAGCAUCCGACUUGGUGUAUUCUUGCGGCGAUAUCCCAUUGCCCGGGUAUUUAUUAUUAUUUAUAUGGCGCUUCUUCAUCUUUGGGUAAUGAUUGUUCUUCUUACUUACACCCCAGAAAUGCACCACGACCACCCCCCUGGGAAAUAGCAUCUACUAUAAGUGUGACCUGUAUGAAAGGACUCUCUAUUUUCUACAUAGUCUAGGUAACAUUACAGAUUCUUCUAUGACUGACGAAGACCUGCACUGCUCACGGGGGUCACUGUGCGGGGGUCUUCUGAAUUAUACAUCCUUGGUACGUUCUGGGAACAUUCUAGGCUUUCUUCCUUUUCUCCAGCUUCCACAGUCUGCAGUUUUAUUACCUUUUUUUUUUUUCCCAGCAAGUAAUUGCAGCCAGUAACCUUUAACCUCGCAGACCCCUCUGCUGCUACCAGCCUCCAUCAGAACAGCACUAAAGGGAAUGACUGACACCCUGGCGGUGGCGGCACAUACUGUAUUUUAUCAUAAAGCAGGGACACUAAUUGUAAAUGGAGUAUAUUUCUCACGUUCCUGCCCUCCGCUCUGUCCCUUUUGCACAUUUUAAGUGUAAAUAAUUUUUUUUUCUUUAAUCUGUAUAGACAUAACUGUGGGGCUGUCAAUGACUAGUGCAAUCUUUUAGUAAAUACAAUGAGAUGAUAAUAAAAUACAAAUUUAUGUUUUUGUUUUA